Molecule: messenger RNA, 404 nt
Organism: Aspergillus eucalypticola CBS 122712
Lineage: Eukaryota; Fungi; Ascomycota; Eurotiomycetes; Eurotiales; Aspergillaceae
Product: Di-copper centre-containing protein
Exons: 1
Coding region: 63-404 (113 amino acids)
Molecular function (GO): oxidoreductase activity
Source: RefSeq, a predicted model, not a curated record
AUUAGAUAUCUUGGAUCCUUCAUGUUAUCAUCCAACCUGUCAGUACAGUUCACUCGCUCACCAUGCGGUCUUCCCGGCUACAUCUGGCCUUUGCUGCCGUGGUGGCAGCUCGGAGUUCCCUCUCUAACUGCACCAACCCGGCGGUACGCAUCGAAUGGAGCAGUCUGGAUUCAUCGGAGCAGAUAGCGUAUCUGGACGCCGAGCGGUGUCUCUGGGACCUUCCCGCGGAAACGCAUCUGUCCAAUGUCACUGACCGGUACACUGAUCCGGUUGCUGUACACCAAAGCCUCACAGAUUAUGUUCACGGGGAUGGGGUCUUCCUCCCCUGGCAUCGAUACUUCGUCCACGCCCACAAAACCCUCCUUCGGAAGCACUGCAAUUACACUGGCCCAAUCCCUACGUAA